Pocillopora damicornis (cauliflower coral) is the source of this 747-nucleotide messenger RNA. RefSeq lists its product as uncharacterized. Gene Ontology annotation, molecular function: protein binding. The record is from RefSeq and is a predicted model, not a curated record. Lineage: Eukaryota; Metazoa; Cnidaria; Anthozoa; Scleractinia; Pocilloporidae.
CACUAUGAUGAAGCUGUUUGAAGAGAGCCUGCGUAGAAAGUUCGAAGCUGAUGCCAGGGAUACUAAACUAUCACUUGAAAGAGUAUUAGAUGUACAGCUGAGAGGGAAGAAGACAGCAAGUUUGCCUAAAAGGCCAGGAAAGAGGUUGAAAACCCAAACAGAGAUGCCCAGUCCGAGAGACAUCGUUGAAGAAGGCAAAUAUGGAAAAGACUCGAUGACAGAUGUUGAGCUUGGCUUAAACUGUUUACGUAUCAGCCCGAGAUGUGAACAGUUUAAGCCUUGCAUUAUGGAAGAAUCGCCCGGUGAUUCUUCCAUAAUGCAUGAUGAUUUUAAGCCUAUCAACAAACAUAUGGACAGAGUGACAUUAACAGAUGUAGGCAAUGCUAAACAAGGUCACUGCGGUGUUGUUGAAAAAGCAAAAACUCACCCUAGUGGUGAUACUAUCAUAAUUUAUGGAAGGAAGAUCAAUGAAGAAGGAUCCAGUGUGGGUGAAGCUUUUCAACUGGCGACUAAGGAUCUCAAAGGUACUUGGGAGGAUGAGGAAGUGGUGGCUGAAAACGUUCAAGUUGGUUCAGUUGUUAAAUACGUUCAAGUAGGGGAUGAAUUCCUCUUUCAAGGAAACACGAAACGUCCACGAUGGGUGAGCAGGCUUUUUUAUUAUUUUUUUACUUCGAUUUGGAAUAACUUGCUGUCUAGAAAAAAGUAAUCCCUAGAUAGUGCUUUUGAAACGUUCGAACUGUUCAUACA